AUAUACCGUCGUCUUUGCUUAUCUGUGCUGCUGUGCUAGUUGCGUCGUCUCGUGCGUAUGUCAAAUUGAAGCCUUUUCUCCUAUUGUACCAUUACUCCAGAGAUUGAUAUUGCGCGUUGUCUAAAAUAUUAGACCGAUCCAGAGUGACAAAAUUGACUACGAAGUUCCCAGGUUUAUUUAUAUAUAUAAUUGAUUCUGUUGCCGAUAACUACGUUGAGAGUCCGUUGAAUUAUUAGGUCUUACUGCUAUAGAGAAUGGUAUCUCAACCAGAUUGGGUUCAUGCCCAACACAAAACCAUGACAAGAUGGAUAAAUUCGACUCUUGGUCUAUCUAUUAAGGACUUGACUAAAGAUUUGGCAGAUGGAUUGGUUCUUAUUAAGCUUAUUAACCACGUGAAUGCCGAAACCGAUGCUGUUCCUUAUAAUUUAACUCCAAUGUAUUCCAAACCAACUUUUAAAUUACAAAAAAUCGAAAACUUGAACGAUUUCUUACAAUUCGUUAAACUCGUUUGCAAAAUCAAUAUUUGUAAUAUUGACGCAGAUAAUAUCAUCGAUGGUAACUUGAAAUUGAUCUUAGGGCUAAUUUGGUCGAUUUUCAUUUACUCAACUUCAAAUUCACUUAUUGAAAAAUCUCAAAAUAACUCCUUAAUUGAAAUUAAAUCAAUCUUGAUCAAUUGGUGUAAUAAUAUUAUACAUAAAAGGGCCUUACCCCAAUUGUCCAACUUUAAUAAAGAUUGGUCGUUGGAAAUAAACCGUCCUGACUUGACUUUUGCGGCUAUCUUAUCGUUUUAUUUGCCGGACUUGAUUAACUAUAAUGAUUUUGUCUUGCCAGGGAAAACUUAUCAAAAUUUAUCAAACGUCUUGAACGUGGCCACGGACAACUUGGGCAUUCCGGCGUUGGCAGACGUUGACGAUUUCAAUUUCUUGGUCCCCGACGAAAAAUGUGUUAUAUUCUACGUUUUAGAAUGGUUUAAGUUUUUCGAAAUGAAUUCAAAUGAUGAGGUAGAAAGUCUCAUUGAAGAAACCGAGUUAGAAUCAAUCGAUAAUCAAAAUCCAAUCUACUUUGACGAGUUCUUCCAAACUAUCGUCGCCACUAUCAAAUUAAAACAUAUCUAUGAAACUAAAUCUCUCAGACUCAUUAAUCAAUUGAAUUCUAAUAUACUAAAACUUACUAACUCUUUGGAAUUCAUUAAUAAUCAAGAUUUGGUGCCAAUAUUAUCAAAUAACAUCAAUAUUUUCUUAAAUACUUUCAACUCGAAUGAAGAGUUGGUGGCGGCAACUACUGAUAAUUUUAAUAAUAUUGAAAAUAACUUUAAUCAUUUAAUCUCAAUCUUAACUGAAUUCGAUCAAUAUAAGACGAUCUUGAAACCAGAAUACAUUUAUAAUGAUUUCCCAGAAUUAUCAAAAUCAUUAAGCUCAAUAUCAGUCAACCUAAAUCUAAUUGGUAUCACUCAAAAUUAUCAACCACCAAAAUCUUUAACCUUACCUUCCUUAUUAAAUAAAAUGGAUAAAUUGCAAGAUUUAGAAACUUCGUUGUCUUUAAAAUUGAAAAGCUUGAUUGACCAAUUAGAUAAUUGGCAAGAUUUCAAUCUUCAUCUCACUUCAUUAGCACAAAAAUUACCUGAGUGUCGUAAUAAUAACGAAAAAAAAUCAAUCAUUUGUGAUUAUAUUAAUAGAUUCGAAUAUCUUAUUUCGGUUAAUCACAAAUUGGAUUUUUUCAAUAGAACUUUGGAAUUAACUAAAAGUCCAAAAGAAUUACAAAAACAUCUAGAUUCCUUGAAUAAUCCUUGUCAUGAUUGCUCUCCUAUAAAGAUAAAUUUUGAAGAUUCUCAAAUCUCUCAGUUCAAAGCUGUCUUACCCCAAGAUAAGCUGUUGAAUAACCUAUCUUUCAUUGACUUGAAUUCUCUUUUGAAAAACUUCUUUCAAAAUCAAAAUGAUAAAAAUUCAUUCCAAUCAUUUAUUCAAUUAAUCCCAAACCGUACUCUCGUUUUAAAUAGAAGUGAAAGUGAUUUCAAUAUCCACUAUCCUUCAGAUGAAAGUGACGACUCAAAUUCCUUAUUCGAUGGCUUGUCCAAAAAGGUCGGUGGUAAGCUAAUGGGUAAUUAUGAUAAAGUAUAUAACUUAGCUGAAUUCAUUGACAAAUUAGAAAAUGGUUUCAAAAUUUAAUCUUUUAUUCGGGAAUUUUUCGGUUUUUUACUUCUUUUUUCAACUAUUCUUUUACUUUCUUCUAAAUUUUUUCAUUUCUUACGCUUAAUGGGUUCAUGAUUUAUGUUUUCACUUCUUCAAUUGUCAAUUCUGUCAGUAUCAUCGUCUAUAGACUCCGUAGGCUGCAAAUAUAUUCGUAUAAUACACGACCUCUG
Molecule: messenger RNA, 2359 nt
Organism: Hyphopichia burtonii NRRL Y-1933
Lineage: Eukaryota; Fungi; Ascomycota; Pichiomycetes; Serinales; Debaryomycetaceae
Gene: ABP2
Product: Abp2p
Exons: 1
Coding region: 255-2165 (636 amino acids)
Biological process (GO): actin cytoskeleton organization
Cellular component (GO): cortical actin cytoskeleton; plasma membrane; cell projection
Molecular function (GO): actin filament binding
Source: RefSeq, a predicted model, not a curated record